AUGGAGACCAGCGCAACUGAGAGCGGCUCGCAAAUUGCCGGAGGUGGAGCAAGUGAUCUCGAUGUCUGGUCCAGCUCAGAUGCUGACUCGUCUUAUGGUGACCUGGCGGAUGAGACGGCCUCGUUAACAUCCAGCAUUAUGGCCGGGCACUACGAGAACGGGAGACGGUACCACGCGUAUCAAGCUGGCGGAGAAUACAUUCUGCCCGACGAUGAGCAAGAGCAGGACCGUCUUGAUAUCAAGUACGCAUCAUUGCAGCUUGUCUUUAGUGACAAGGUCACGUUCGCGCCGAUCGAGCACCCACAGCAGAUCCUUGAUAUUGGUACCGGGACCGGAAUCUGGGCCAUCGAUGCCGGCGAGCAAUUCCCUGGUGCAACUGUUACCGCUACAGACUUGAGUCCUAUCCAGCCAACAUGGGUUCCACCAAACGUCAAGUUCGAGAUUGAUGAUGCUGAAGCGGACUGGACCUGGCCACUCGACCACUUCGAUCUCGUGCACAUGCGCACGAUGACCGGGUGCAUUCGCAACUGGGACAAGCUUUUCAGACAGGCCUACGCCCACACCAAGCCCGGCGGCUACAUCGAGCUGCAAGAGAUGGAUUACUUCGCCAUAAUUCAGCCAACCUCCCGCAACCCUGGCACGUCUUUGCACUCAUGGUGCAUCGAGCAAGGCAAGGCCGCGAUGCAGGUCGGCGUUAACCUGAGGACGAGUGUGGAGUUUAUGAAGGAGAGUCUGGAGAAGGUGGGAUUUGUGGAUGUCACAGUGCGAGAGUUCAAGCUUCCCAUCGGGCCGUGGCCGAAGCAGAAACGGCUCCGCGACGCGGGACUGUUGCAGCUGAGCGCCAUGCUGGAGGGCAUUGAAGGCUUGAGUCUGCGGCUGCUGAAGUUUUACGACGGGUGGACACUAGACGAGCUGAAGGUGUUAUUGGCAAAGGUCAGGACCGAACUAAAGGACCCAGGGUGUCAUGCCUACUGGCCGCUGUAA
Didymella exigua CBS 183.55 is the source of this 984-nucleotide messenger RNA. Its product is annotated as S-adenosyl-L-methionine-dependent methyltransferase. Bases 1 to 984 code for a protein of 327 amino acids. NCBI's taxonomy places the organism in Eukaryota, Fungi, Ascomycota, Dothideomycetes, Pleosporales, Didymellaceae. The transcript has 2 exons. Gene Ontology annotation, molecular function: methyltransferase activity. The record is from RefSeq and is a predicted model, not a curated record.